AUGAACGACCGGCAAGAGGUAUUGGACGAGUUGGAGUGGCGGUCCCCCGAGUGGAUCAACAUAUACGGCCUCCGCAGCGACAACAUCCUCGAGUACUUCUCGCUUUCGCCGUUCUGGGACCGCCAGUGCAACAACCAGGUGCUCAAGAUGCAGCGCCAGUUCCAGGCAAACGACCGCGGCAGCGGCGAGAAUGGCCUGCCGCCGAUGAUGAUCAUCCCUUCCUUUGACGCGGAGCUGCGCCGGCUGCGGGGCAUCGAGUACGUGGUGCACAUGAUCAAGGAGCCCGACCUGUGGGUGAUCCGCAAGCAGCGACGCGUCGACGAUGGCAGUUCUGCCUACGCCAAGAACAGCGGGCCGGCCGCCAUCAGCGCCACAAUGCCUCUUGAGACCUACCUGGCCGGUGGGCCCGGGUUGGCCGUCCCGGACGACGUCGUCGUGCUGGCCGACUAUUUCUGUGUCGGAAGCAAGGUCUACAUGGCCAGCAACGUGCAUGCCAUCGUGCGACAGGGUGUAUUGUCGCUGUCCCGCUCCCUCAGCGUAGCCGCCGACCGCCUUGGCCGCUUCACCAACAGCACCAGUACCGUCAACAACAUCGACCUGCGUCGUGCCACGACAGGCUCUGCUGACGCACCGCCGGCCAAUGGCGCCGACGCGCCGAUGGGCGCGUCGGCCGAAGAAAAAUGGAAGCGGGAAGAGUCGCUUUUCUUACUGGCGGUGCAGAAGAGAAAGAGGCAGUAG
This is a messenger RNA of Pichia membranifaciens NRRL Y-2026, 738 nucleotides long. RefSeq lists its product as hypothetical. The transcript has a single exon. The record is from RefSeq and is a predicted model, not a curated record. Gene Ontology annotation, biological process: regulation of transcription by RNA polymerase II. Lineage: Eukaryota; Fungi; Ascomycota; Pichiomycetes; Pichiales; Pichiaceae. Gene Ontology annotation, molecular function: transcription coactivator activity. The coding region runs from base 1 to 738 and encodes 245 amino acids. Gene Ontology annotation, cellular component: mediator complex; core mediator complex.